UGCCGAUCGCUCUCUCGGUCUCCCUCUCUCUCUCCGCCCGCUUUCGCUUGUCACCUGCGCCGGAGGGGGCGAUGGAUCGCGCCUGGCCCUCCGAUCCCCCGGCGGCCUCCGCCGCGCUAAGGGACGGGCUCCUGCCGUCGCCUAAGCCCCCGACGAAGAAGCAGGCGGUGAAGCGGCACUACCACAAGCACAACCUCCGGCAUCGCUACGAGUUCCUGGAAACCCUGGGCAAAGGCACCUACGGCAAGGUGAAGAAGGCGCGGGAGAGAACCGGCAAGCUGGUUGCCAUCAAAUCUAUCCGGAAAGACAAAAUAAAGGAUGAGCAGGAUCUUGUCCAUAUCCGGAGAGAGAUUGAAAUCAUGUCGUCCCUCAAUCACCCCCACAUCAUUGCUGUCCAUGAAGUAUUUGAAAACAGCAGCAAGAUCGUCAUUGUGAUGGAGUAUGCCAGCAAGGGAGACCUCUACGACUACAUCAGUGAGCGCCAGAGAUUAACUGAGCAGGAAGCCCGGCACUUCUUCAGGCAGGUGGUGUCCGCUAUCUACUACUGUCACAAGAAUGGAAUUGUUCAUAGAGAUCUGAAGCUUGAAAACAUCCUUCUGGAUGCUAACGGCAACAUCAAGAUUGCAGACUUUGGCCUCUCCAAUGUCUUCCAACAAGACAGGUUCCUCCAGACCUUCUGUGGGAGCCCCCUCUAUGCAUCCCCCGAGAUCGUCAAUGGAAGACCUUACAAAGGACCUGAGGUUGACAGCUGGUCCCUUGGAGUGCUCCUCUAUAUUUUGAUUCAUGGCGCAAUGCCUUUUGAUGGUCAAGACUACAAGACUCUGGUCAAGCAAAUCUCAAGCGGUGACUAUAGAGAGCCCACCAAGCUAUCAGAGGCUUGCGGCUUAAUCCGGUGGAUGCUGAUGGUGAACCCAGAGCGCCGAGCCACCAUCGAAGAUAUCGCCAGUCACUGGUGGGUGAACUGGGGCUACAAGGUGCCCAUUGGGGAGCAGGAGUCCUUGCGUGAGAAUGAAUCUCCAUUGGCCACCGUGGCAGAGUGGCUGCGCCGCUCCUCCAGGCCCCUCUUUGAGAAUGGCUCCAAGGUCCGCUGCUUCUUCAAGCAGCACAUCCCUGGCGUCACGCUGGAGAGGCAGCGCUCACUGAAGAAGUCUAAGAAGGAGAAUGACGUCUCCCACGCUCUGCAGGAGACAGGACCCGUUCCUGAGAACCCAUCCAAAUCUAUCCUCAAGAGACCCAAAGGCAUCUUGAAGAAGAGGAAUUCCUGUGAGAAGACCCAGGCUCCACCUCCCCCUCCUCCUCUAGUGAUGUCGCCUCCUGUGGACAUGCGGAAGGAGGGCAAUACUGGAACUGCCCUUGACUUGACUUGCGUCUUGUCAUCCAAGGCUUUGAACUGCAAGAACGAAGAUGUUUCAGCCACCCCUACCGCACCCAAGAAGGGAAUCCUGAAGAAGCCCCCAAAGAGAGAGUCUGGCUACUACUCCUCCCCAGAGCGCAGUGAAUCGGUGGAUGUCUUGGACUCUAGCAUGGACCUCGAUGCCAACGUCUUUGCUGACGAUGCCUCCUCCGCAUCCUCAUCUCAGAGCUCCAGUUACGACCAUCACACCAGGAGGAAAGGCAUCUUGAAGCACAAUGGCAAGUACUCUUCCAGCAGCACCGAGUCCGACAGCGUGCCUGCCAAGGUCUUCUCCCCUUUUGCUGAAGUCGCUUUGCCCAAGCUGCCCCUUACCUGCCGUAGUCGCCCAUCCAGUGCGGUGAGCGAGGACAGUAUCCUUUCCACAGAGUCCUUUGACCAGCUUGACUUGCCUGAUCGGAUGCUUGGGAGUGGAGGCAUCCCAAUGCGAGCAUCCGUCUCUGCGGAUGACCUCCUGCAGCUGGAGGAGGAGGGAGAGGCGGGAGGUCGGCGGCUCCGCCGCUGGACAGUGACUCGUUGCCAAAACCCUCUGGCAGAUAGCUGCUUCUCCCUGGUGGACUGCGAUAACGUCACUGAGGUCUACAAGCGGGCUGUGGCCAUCAGCAUGAAACUCAGCUGAGGGGGCCAUGGGAAGACUUUGCGCUAAUCAAUGCACACAUCCGCAGUGAUGUCUCGCAGCGGCUCUGGCUCGGAAGGAACAGAGUUGUCCAAACAAUUUGCACUUCCUUUUGAGGUGGGACGAGAGAACUUUCCUCAGACUUUGUCUUCUCCUCCCCUGACAGGGUUAGAAGUGCUACCAGCUAGAAGUAUUUAUUUGUUGCAUACGCUUUGGAAUGUAAAGAGAACACUCAAGGUUUUAACAAUGGCUUGUACUGGUACAACAGGGUACUGGAGUGUGUUUGGAGGGAGAAGAAUGUAUGUUGGUAGGAAGUUUGUGGAUGUGGGAUGGAUCUGUAAGGGCAGUGUAGUGGGGCUGGAGUAUUAGGGGAGAAACAAGUGCAGGGCAAAUCAACCUCUGCCUUCUCACAGUGAGUUGAAAUCCUAAAUGGUGGAGACCUGUAACAUUCCCUUGAACACUUUCAUCUCUCCAAACAGACCCUGAUGAUCAUCUCUGAUCUUAGUGACUGGGAUGGUUAUUUUAUUUGCACUGUGCUUCUUUAAUUGCACAAAGAUCAUAACGGAGGUAGAAACUCCUCUGAAGGGGAACAGUGAUGUGGCAAGGCAAUAGGAAAGGAAUAGCUCUUGAGCUGGA
Molecule: messenger RNA, 2663 nt
Organism: Lacerta agilis (Sand lizard)
Lineage: Eukaryota; Metazoa; Chordata; Lepidosauria; Squamata; Lacertidae
Gene: NUAK2
Product: NUAK family kinase 2
Exons: 7
Coding region: 72-2030 (652 amino acids)
Biological process (GO): protein phosphorylation; microtubule cytoskeleton organization; intracellular signal transduction
Cellular component (GO): cytoplasm
Molecular function (GO): ATP binding; tau-protein kinase activity; protein serine/threonine kinase activity
Source: RefSeq, a predicted model, not a curated record